Messenger RNA from Drechmeria coniospora, 2175 nucleotides. RefSeq lists its product as uncharacterized. Gene Ontology annotation, molecular function: mRNA binding. The coding region runs from base 1 to 2175 and encodes 724 amino acids. The record is from RefSeq and is a predicted model, not a curated record. NCBI's taxonomy places the organism in Eukaryota, Fungi, Ascomycota, Sordariomycetes, Hypocreales, Ophiocordycipitaceae. Gene Ontology annotation, cellular component: exon-exon junction complex. Gene Ontology annotation, biological process: mRNA processing. The transcript has 2 exons.
AUGGCUGCUGCUCCGCGGCGUAGAAGAAUCGGCCAUCGACGCCGCGUCGAGGACGAAGGCGAAGGCGACGAAGGUCGCACGGGCGGGCUCGAUGUCGAUGACGAAUCCCCCACCGAGGGCUCCCUGACCGACGAUGACGACGCCGGCGAGGAUAGCGACACGAGCAACAUCGAGGAGACGUCCCCCAACCUGCCGACGUCGAGGAAGACGGCCAACGGCGAGGCCAAGUCCGCCGCCGCCGAGGCCGCCGAGGGCAAGCCGUCGUCGGAUACCGAGCUGAUGCUGCGUGGCAUGUCCGCCGGCGACAGGCCGGGUGCGGCGCGGGAGAUGCACUUUGACGACGUCGCCUCGUCGCCCAAGUCCCCCUCGGGUCCCGUCGUCGUGAGCUCGGCCUCGCACCCGCCGCCGCCGCCGCCGCCGCUGGCGUCCCAGGGAGACCGCCGUCGGCAGGAGCACGAGGACUACAAGCGCCGCCGGGACGAGGACCCGGCCUUUGUGCCCAACCGGGGCGCCUUUUUCAUGCACGAUCAUCGACACGCCGGCCCUGCCGCCAACGGCUUCAGACCCUUUGGUCGAGGCGGCCGAGGAAGGGGCGCCGGCCGCGGUGCCGUCGGCGGUCCCUUUUCGCCCUUUAAUCAUUUCCACCAACAGGCGGACCCGACGACGAGCUCGCCCUGGACCCACGACAUGCACGACGUCGUCGCCGACCCCGUCCCGCGCCGGCCCCGAAACGCGCCAAGGCACAGCGAAGGGCCUCCGAACGGCAACGGCGUCAUACCGAGGUGCGAGCUCAGCGCCGCGCCCAUCAACCGGACGCUGUCGACGGAGAGGCACAUCGGCAACGCCCACGUUCGCGUCUUCAUGCCGCACCUGAUGGACGGGCCGGCCGUCUUUCCGCGCAUGCCCAUCAAGCAGUACACGAAGCUGCCCGAUCACCGGCCGCCUCUGCGAAGCGACAAGCCGGUGCGCAUCUCCCUGCCCAGCCGUCCGCCGCGGUACGUCUUCCCCGCCACCGACAGGUCCUUCACCUUUAUCCCCCGCGAGCUGCGCCCCAACCAGCAGCGCGUGCGAGGGAAGCCCCGGUCCGCCCUCGGCUCCGUCGGCGGCGGCUUCUCGCGACGCACGAGCGUCGUCGGCGGCAGCUACUACGGCAGCGUCUACUCGCCCAGCGUCGCCGCCAGCCGACGCUCGUCCAUCGUCCACGACCGGGACGCGAUGCUGUCGCCCUCGGAGUCGGUCAUGUCGAGGCCGCCGAUGCCGACGGACGCCGCCCGGCCCGUCGUCCGACUCCCCCCCGCCCCUCGACCGGACCUCCCGCCGGCGGCCGACGCGCAGGAGCCGUCAUCCAUCAGCCGGCUGCCGCCGCCGCAGACGCAUCCGCUCCCGCAGCGGCCGGCGGCGCACGAGACGGCGGCGGCGGCGGCGGCGGCGUCGAUUCCCAUGCACCAGCCGCGUCCGCAGAAGAACAUCUCGGUGGCCGACAUCGAGCCGCCGACGACGCUGCAGGGCCCGCGCGCCAUCCAGCAGCCUUUCCACCAGCAGGUGCCGGUGCAGGUCGCCAACGGCUUCGCCCCCGACGGCCAGACGCACGCGCGUCGACCGUCGCACCCGUCGCACCCGUCCAGCGGGACGCCACUGUCUCAGAUACCGGAGCGCGCCAUCCACGCGGCCCCCUUCCAGCCAAACGCGCACGGCCAGCCUCCCUACUACAUGCAGCAGGUCUAUCAGCCGCAGCCGCCGCCGCCGCCGCCGCAGGCUCAGCCGCAGCAAGGCUACUACUACCCGCAGCCGUUCUCGGCCGCCGGCCUGACGGGCGCCGCGGCGGCGGCGUCGGCGGCGCCCUUUGUCCCGGCGGCCUCGCACGGCGUCGGCGGCGGCUUCCCGCCGCACAACGCGCCGGAGCAGCCUGUCGGCCAGGGCGCAUCGGGCAACCCGGCGGCCGGGCCGAACCUCGUGGCGCAGGAGGUCAACGGCAUGGUCUACUACUACGACUCGUCGCAGGUGCAGCCCGUCGGCGGCUACGGCCCGUACGCGGCCGCCCAAGGGUUCCAGGCCAACGUCGUGGGCAUGGGGGGCGUGGUGACGCCGAGCCCCGACGGCUUCUACUACCCGCAGCACGCGCAGCACGCGCAGCACUCGCAGCACGCCUCGGGCAUGGUGUACUACUCACAAUAG